AUGUCUCGGCAAGAGCUGCUGGUCUGGCGCCGGAAGCAUUGGUGGCGGCGGCCUGCAGCGAGCAGUGCGCACUUAACGGAGCGCUCCGUCGCGGGCCGCCACUGCGCCUCCGGAGCCCGCAGUGCAGCCAUGGCCAGGCGCGGAGCAUCGCUCGCCUACUGCGCCUGCGCAGUCGCCGUCUUCGCAGCCAUAGCAAGCGCCGGGUUGUGCGAGUCGCCGUGCGUGCGGGUAUCAGAGUGCAGCUGGCUGGUGCAACUACUGCACUGUAAGCCACGGCCCGCAGGCCUCGCUGAGCUGAUGCAGAGCCUCGUAUGCGGCAGGGACGGCUACUACAUUUACGUCAGUUGUGGGCCACCGCCGGUACAGCUGCAGCCACACCUGCCGCCACCGCCGCAGCCAGAACCGCAGCCGCAGCCAGAGGGUCCCAUCUGGCACCACCCCAACCUGUGGCUCCUGCCCAUAGCCACAUGUGGACUGGACGACUCUGACCGCAUCACCAAUGGAAACUUGACUGUUGUCAACCAGUAUCCUUGGAUGGCACUGCUUGGCUACUCAUCACGUGGCAGCCCACAAGAGUUCCGGUGUGGCGGCUCGCUGAUCACCAGCCGCUACGUGCUGACCGCCUCGCACUGCGUCAACGGCAGGAAGCUCGGCUCCUACAGGCUAGUGGGCGUGCGGCUGGGCGAGUGGGACCAGCGCACGGACGUGGACUGUUACGGCGAGAUUUGCGCGCCGCCGGCCGAGGACUACGGCAUCGAGGAGGUCAUCCCGCACCCAGACUUCAGGCCACAGGCCACCAGCAACGUCGACAACGACAUCGCGCUGCUGAGGCUCGACCGCGACGCGCCCGAUAACUCUUUCAUCAGACCAAUCUGUCUGCCAGUUAGUACUGAGAUGAGGCAGCCGACGUUCGUCGGGAAGAAUCUUGUUGUUGCUGGAUGGGGUACAACAGAAUAUGGUGACACCAGCCCAGUGAAGCUGUACGUCGGGGUACCGGUGGUGGACGAGCAGACGUGUCAGCAGCGGUACUCGCGCUGGAACCGACGCAUUGUCUCGUCGCAGAUAUGCGCCGGCGGUAAGGAAGGCAAGGACUCCUGCUCCGGCGACAGCGGCGGCCCGCUCAUGGCUUUCGAAGGCCAGCCACCUAGGGGUGUCCUCGUUGGACUCGUCUCAUUUGGCCCCCGAAACUGCGGCAUGGUGGGCUAUCCCGCUGUCUACACCCGUGUCUCCUCCUUCCUUACCUGGAUACUGGACACCAUUCGACCUUAACAUCAAGCACACGACCUACAUCAGACCAAAUCAUUGUGGCCGACCACAAUGGCAUCCAGACGAAUUACAUCAACUCUCAGACACUAUAAUGUUCACGUUACUGCAAUGAAUAUCAAUUACAUUAUAUCUUAAGAGGUGUUAACUGAAAGCAGUGUCUCCUCUCACGCCAUUUGCACCAUCGUCUUUAAGAUAUUGACUAUUUCAUUAUUGAACUUUCCUUUGUCGUAUCCUUUUUGUGUAUUACGCACAAAAUUUUGCAACAAAUUAUCAUUAAAGAAAAAAAUGAAAUACGGUAUUGUCACGUACCACGCAUAUGUGGAACGAGCAAAGAAAGUGAUUAUGUUGGCAAGAAACUUGAGAAAUUUUUAAUAAAAUUCGUUUUGUGAACAGUAAAAUUUUGUGAGGCUCUCACACAUGGAAACGGGGAAGGUAAGUACAACUGAGAAGAACAGGAUUUCAGAGGAUUAAUCUUGACAAACAAUUGAUUCAUUGCAAAUGAUGUGAAAACAUGGUACUACUAACAAUUGCCUCACCAUCUCACACAGAAUACCUGUGUAUUAACAACCCUAAAUUAUCCUUGUUUCUCGUGUCUCCUUGUUCCCUAGUUUCAAGAAUUAAAUGUUGUGUAAAUGUUAUUCAAACAAACAAUUGCUUUGAUCACUUUCUCGUCGCUCGUUAUCUCAUUUACAGUACCUAUUAAUAAUUUAUGCAAAUUUUUUGGUAUGUCCACCUCCGUAAAUGAGUGGCCAGUAUAGAAUGCUGAUAUGUAGAAGAUCCGCGUUCGAUUCACUUCACUGCGAACGGAUUUUCCUUGGUGCGAGAGCUGCGGCG
Molecule: messenger RNA, 2100 nt
Organism: Schistocerca gregaria
Lineage: Eukaryota; Metazoa; Arthropoda; Insecta; Orthoptera; Acrididae
Product: CLIP domain-containing serine protease HP8-like
Exons: 7
Coding region: 1-1269 (422 amino acids)
Biological process (GO): proteolysis
Molecular function (GO): serine-type endopeptidase activity
Source: RefSeq, a predicted model, not a curated record